UGGGGAGGAAGCAGUGGAUUCGAAGGAGCUACUGGCGGAGGAGGCGGCGGAAGCAGCGGUUUUGGAGGAGCUACUGGAGAAGGCGGUGGCGGAAGCAGCGGAUUUGGCGGAGCCGUUGGCGCCGGCGGUGGAGGAUGGGGAGGAAGCAGUGGUGGUGGUGGUACUGGACCGUACAAGAAACGCGUUCUUGUACAUUAG
Molecule: messenger RNA, 198 nt
Organism: Strongylus vulgaris
Lineage: Eukaryota; Metazoa; Nematoda; Chromadorea; Rhabditida; Strongylidae
Source: the annotation of a GenBank genome assembly